AUGAUUUUACCCUUUUUCCAUGACAAGGAUGAGGCUCAAGAGGAUGAAGAGGUGCCACCUGCUUCUGCUAGGCCAGAUGAAUAUGAGACCAAACUGGAGAAGGACCGAAGCAAGCGGUUUGACUACCUCUUGCAGCAGACAGAAAUCUUCACACAUUUCUUAUCAGGAAGUGGUAGAGACAAACCUCCAUCAUCUCCCUUAAAGGUCAGACCUGGUCGACCUAAGAAGGCAGAGAAGCGCAUAUCUGAUGUUGGAGAUCAUCGUCAUCGAAUGACAGAACAGGAAGAGGAUGAGGAGUUGUUGGCAGAUUCCUCACAAGCUGGACCCACAUUGACCCAAUUUGAUGCCUCCCCAUUUUUUGUAAAAGGAGGAGAAAUGAGAGAUUAUCAAGUUAGAGGUUUGAAUUGGAUGAUCUCCCUUUAUGAAAAUGGAAUCAAUGGCAUUCUUGCUGAUGAGAUGGGACUUGGGAAAACACUCCAAACCAUUUCUUUGCUUGGGUAUAUGAAACACUACCGUAACAUCCCUGGACCUCAUUUGGUUAUUGUGCCUAAAUCAACUUUGGCCAACUGGAUGUCAGAAUUCAAGCGAUGGUGCCCAACACUUCGUGCUGUCUGUCUCAUUGGGGAUCAGGAAACUCGGGCAAAUUUCAUCCGUGAGACUUUGAUGCCUGGAGAAUGGGAUGUAUGUGUUACAUCUUAUGAAAUGGCUAUUCGGGAGAAAUCUGUGUUCAAGAAGUUCAAUUGGAGGUACUUGGUUAUUGAUGAGGCACAUCGUAUCAAGAAUGAAAAGAGCAAGUUGAGUGAAAUUGUGAGGGAGUUCAAGACUGCCAAUCGGUUGCUUCUUACUGGAACUCCACUUCAAAAUAAUCUCCAUGAACUAUGGUCCCUGUUGAAUUUCCUGCUGCCAGAUGUCUUCAAUUCUGCUGAUGUCCUACGUCCUUUCGUUCUUCGGAGGUUGAAGUCUGAUGUGGAAAAAAGGUUGCCUCCAAAGAAGGAACUUAAAGUCUACGUGGGUCUCAGUGAAAUGCAGCGUGAAUGGUAUACCAAGGUGUUGAUGAAGGACAUCGACAUUGUGAAUGGAGCAGGGAAGGUGGACAAGAUGCGUCUACAGAACAUCCUGAUGCAGUUGAGAAAGUGUUGCAACCACCCAUAUCUCUUUGAUGGAGCUGAGCCUGGACCUCCAUUCACAACAGAUUAUCACUUGGUGGGGAGUUGUGGGAAAAUGGUCCUCCUCGACAAACUCUUACCCCGUCUCCAGGAACAAGGCUCUCGAGUCUUGGUCUUUUCUCAAAUGACUCGAAUGCUGGACAUUCUUGAGGACUAUUGUUUGUGGAGAGGCUAUAACUAUUGCCGUUUAGAUGGUCAAACAUCUCAUGAAGAAAGGCAAAAGCAGAUAGAUGCUUUCAAUGCCCCAAAAAGUGAGAAGUUCCUGUUUAUGCUGUCCACUCGUGCUGGUGGUCUUGGGAUCAAUCUGGCAACUGCUGAUGUUGUCAUUCUCUUUGACUCUGACUGGAACCCUCAAGUUGAUCUUCAAGCAAUGGAUCGUGCUCAUCGGAUUGGACAAGAGAAGCAAGUCAGAGUUUUCAGAUUCAUCACAGAUAACACUGUUGAAGAAAGAAUAGUGGAGCGAGCAGAAGUGAAGCUACGGUUGGAUCGGUUGGUCAUUCAGCAGGGUCGUCUAGUUGAUAACAAGACUAACUCUCUGAACAAGGACCAGAUGCUUAGCAUGAUCCGUCAUGGAGCUGACCACAUUUUUGCCUCCAAGGGCUCAGAGAUUACUGAUGAAAACAUUGAUGCCAUCCUGGAAAGAAGUGAAGUGAAGACUGAAGAAUUAAAUGCUAAAUUGGCCAAAUUAGGAGAAAGCUCCCUUAGGAAUCUGACACUGGAUGCUCCAGAAGGGAACUCAGUAUACCAGUUUGAAGGUGAGGAUUAUAGAGAAAAGCAGAAAUCUCUCUUGGGCCGAUGGAUUGAGCCACCAAAGAGAGAGCGAAAGGCCAAUUAUGCCGUGGAUGCUUAUUUCCGAGAGGCAUUGAGGGUGUCAGAACCCAAAGCUCCUCGAGCUCCUCGACCUCCUCGACAGCCACAAGUUCAGGAUUUUCAGUUCUUCCCUCCUCGCCUCUUUGAGCUCCUUGACAAGGAAAUACUUCACUAUCGCAAGACACUUGGUUACAAAGUCCCAAAAAACCCUGAUUUGGGGGCAGAUGCAGCUCGAGUGCAGAAAGAGGAGCAGACCAAGAUUGAUGAAGCAGAGCCACUUGCUGAAGAAGAAUCUGCAGAAAAGGAAGAACUGCUCCUGCAGGGGUUUACCAGCUGGUCAAAGCGAGAUUUUCAUCAGUUUGUUAAGGCCUGUGAAAGAUAUGGAAGGAAUGAUCUGGAGAGUAUAGCCAAAGAGGUUGAGGGAAAAACAAGAGAAGAAGUUGAGUCCUAUGCUAAAGUCUUCUGGGAAAGAUGCCAAGAACUGCAAGAUGUAGAAAGGAUCUUGGCUCAAAUUGAGAAGGGAGAGGCCAAGAUUCAGAGGAGAAUUUCCAUUAAGAAGGCUCUGGAUGCAAAGAUGUCCCGGUAUCGAGCUCCUUUCCACCAAUUGAGGUUAGCAUAUGGCGCUAACAAGGGGAAGAAUUUCACAGAGGAGGAGGAUCGCUUCCUUAUUUGCAUGCUUCACAAGCUUGGGUUUGACAAGGAAAACGUUUAUGAGGAACUUCGGUGUGCCAUCAGAGGUGCUCCUCAGUUUCGCUUUGACUGGUUCAUCAAGUCAAGAACAGCUUUGGAACUGCAGCGGCGGUGUAAUACACUCAUCACAUUGAUUGAAAGGGAGAAUCAAGAACUGGAAGAGAGAGAGCGUGCUGAGAAGAAACGAAAGAGUGGAAAACAAGGAGCCAAAGCAGGAGAGAAAGAGAAAGGUGAGAGUGGGAAAAGGAAAGCAGAUUCAGCUCCAGUAAAUGCAGCCAGCUCUGGGGAGGGUCGUGGAAGGAAGAAGAAGAAAGUGUGAAUAUAAGUGAAACUGUGGAUACAAAGAACCUCAUUCAAUUGCAUUCAUUCCUCUUUUUGUGUUCUUAAUGUUCAUGUGGAAUUCUUUGGAAUGAACAUGAGAAAUGGGAUAA
Molecule: messenger RNA, 3097 nt
Organism: Darwinula stevensoni
Lineage: Eukaryota; Metazoa; Arthropoda; Ostracoda; Podocopida; Darwinulidae
Source: the annotation of a GenBank genome assembly